Messenger RNA from Ipomoea triloba (trilobed morning glory), 1055 nucleotides. RefSeq names its product germination-specific cysteine protease 1. The coding region runs from base 40 to 1050 and encodes 336 amino acids. Gene Ontology annotation, cellular component: lysosome. The record is from RefSeq and is a predicted model, not a curated record. The transcript has 4 exons. Lineage: Eukaryota; Viridiplantae; Streptophyta; Magnoliopsida; Solanales; Convolvulaceae. Gene Ontology annotation, molecular function: cysteine-type endopeptidase activity.
UUCAUCUUCUUCUUCGCAUCAUUUUGUUAUGCAGUUGACAUGUCCAUCCUGGAGUAUAACAAACAUGUAUGGCGAAGUGAUGAAGAGGUGAAGGGUGUACACCAACAGUGGCUGGCCGAGCAUGGGAAAGCGUACAAUGGGGUGGGAGAGAUGGAUAAAAGAUUCCAAAUUUUUAAGGAUAAUUUGAAGUUCAUCGACGAACAUAACAGCAUGGAGAAUCGAACGUACAAGGUGGGGUUGAACAAGUUCGCCGACCUCACAAACGACGAGUACCGGUCCAGGUUUUUGGGCACCAGGAGUGACGCUAAGCGCCGCUACGUGAAGUCCAGAAAUACCAGCCAACGUUACGGCUUCCGAGUUAGCGAGAUGCUGCCGGAAUCCGUUGAUUGGAGGAAGAACGGCGCCGUUGCUCCCGUCAAGGAUCAAGGAAGUUGCGGGAGUUGUUGGGCAUUUUCAACUGUCGCAGCGGUUGAAAGCAUAAACCAAAUCGUUACAGGGGAGCUGGUAACACUUUCAGAGCAAGAACUGGUAGACUGUGACAGGUCCUAUAACGAAGGCUGCAGUGGCGGCCUUAUGGACUAUGCAUUUCAGUUCAUCAUUUCCAAUGGCGGGAUUGACACAGAAGCUCACUACCCAUACAAAGGCAGAGAUGGAGUUUGUGAUUCCAAGAACGCCAAGACUGUUACCAUAGAUGGCUAUGAAGACGUUCCACAAAACGAGAAUGCGCUAAAGAAGGCCGUUGCACAUCAACCCGUGAGCAUUGCCAUUGAAGCCUCUGGCAGGGCAUUCCAGUUUUACUCAUCGGGAAUAUUUACUGGGAAAUGCGGCACAGAAUUGGACCAUGCAGUGGUGGUGGUAGGCUACGGCUCAGAAAAUGGUUCAGACUAUUGGAUAGUGAAGAACUCUUGGGGUAGCAGCUGGGGCGAGGGCGGCUAUGUUAGAAUGGAGCGCAAUGUGGGUGGUACUCAUUCUGGAAAGUGCGGGAUUACAAUGGAGGCUUCUUAUCCCAUCAAGAAUCGUGGAUCUAAUAAGGAUUAUAGCAGUGCUUGACAUGA